AUGUGGGAGAACCACCUACAACGCAACCUACAAUACAACCUACAGAACAACCUACAAUACAACCUACAGAACAACCUACAACGCAACCUACAAUACAUCCUACAGAACAACCUACAAUACAACCUACAAUACAACCUUCAGAACAACCUACAACGCAACCUACAAUACAACCUACAGAACAACCUACAACGCAACCUACAAUACAACCUACAGAACCUACAACGCAACCUACAAUACAACCUUCAGAACAACCUACAACGCAACCUACAAUACAUCCUACAGAACAACCUACAACGCAACCUACAAUACAACCUACAGAACAACCUACAACGCAACCUACAAUACAACCUACAGAACAACCUACAACGCAACCUACAAUACAACCUACAGAACAACCUACAAUACAACCUACAAUACAACCUACAGAACAACCUACAACGCAACCUACAAUACAUCCUACAGAACAACCUACAAUACAACCUACAAUACAACCUUCAGAACAACCUACAACGCAACCUACAAUACAACCUACAGAACAACCUACAACGCAACCUACAAUACAACCUACAGAACCUACAACGCAACCUACAAUACAACCUUCAGAACAAUCUACAACGCAACCUACAAUACAUCCUACAGAACAACCUACAACGCAACCUACAAUACAACCUACAGAACAACCUACAACGCAACCUACAAUACAACCUACAGAACAACCUACAACGCAACCUACAAUACAACCUACAGAACAACCUACAAUACAACCUACAGAACAACCUACAACGCAACCUACAAUACAACCUACAGAACAACCUACAACGCAACCUACAAUACAUCCUACAGAACAACCUACAACGCAACCUACAAUACAACCUUCAGAACAACCUACAACGCAACCUACAAUACAUCCUACAGAACAACCUACAACGCAACCUACAAUACAACCUUCAGAACAACCUACAACGCAACCUACAAUACAACCUACAGAACAACCUACAAUACAACCUACAGAACCUACAACGCAACCUACAAUACAUCCUACAGAACAACCUACAAUACAACCUACAGAACAACCUACAACGCAACCUACAACGCAACCUACAAUACAACCUUCAGAACAACCUACAACGCAACCUACAAUACAACCUACAGAACAACCUACAAUACAACCUACAGAACCUACAACGCAACCUACAAUACAUCCUACAGAACAACCUACAAUACAACCUACAGAACAACCUACAACGCAACCUACAAUACAACCUUCAGAACAACCUACAACGCAACCUACAAUACAUCCUACAGAACAACCUACAAUACAACCUACAGAACCUACAACGCAACCUACAAUACAUCCUACAGAACAACCUACAAUACAACCUACAGAACAACCUACAACGCAACCUACAAUACAUCCUACAGAACAACCUACAAUACAACCUACAAUACAACCUUCAGAACAACCUACAAUACAACCUACAGAACAACCUACAAUACAACCUACAGAACAACCUACAAUACAACCUACAGAACAACCUACAAUACAACCUACAGAACCUACAACGCAACCUACAAUACAUCCUACAGAACAACCUACAACGCAACCUACAAUACAUCCUAAAGAACAACCUACAACGCAACCUACAAUACAACCUUCAGAACAACCUACAACGCAACCUACAAUACAUCCUACAGAACAACCUACAACGCAACCUACAAUACAACCUACAGAACAACCUACAACGCAACCUACAAUACAUCCUAAAGAACAACCUACAACGCAACCUACAAUACAACCUUCAGAACAACCUACAACGCAACCUACAAUACAUCCUACAGAACAACCUACAACGCAACCUACAAUACAUCCUACAGAACAACCUACAACGCAACCUACAAUACAACCUACAGAACAACCUACAGAACAACCUACAAUACAUCCUACAGAACAACCUACAAUACAUCCUACAGAACAACCUACAACGCAACCUACUAUACAACCUACAGAACAACCUACAACGCAACCUACUAUUCAACUUACAUUACAGUGAGUAA
This is a messenger RNA of Haliotis rufescens (red abalone), 2055 nucleotides long. Its product is annotated as GATA zinc finger domain-containing protein 14-like. Bases 1 to 2055 code for a protein of 684 amino acids. The transcript is spliced from 2 exons. Lineage: Eukaryota; Metazoa; Mollusca; Gastropoda; Lepetellida; Haliotidae. The record is from RefSeq and is a predicted model, not a curated record.